Molecule: messenger RNA, 654 nt
Organism: Colletotrichum destructivum
Lineage: Eukaryota; Fungi; Ascomycota; Sordariomycetes; Glomerellales; Glomerellaceae
Product: Putative cytidine deaminase
Exons: 7
Coding region: 1-654 (217 amino acids)
Molecular function (GO): catalytic activity
Source: RefSeq, a predicted model, not a curated record
AUGCUUCGUUCGAUUGUUCUCCUGGUUCUGGGUGCUGUGACCGCUAGCUCGGCCCACUUUGUGAUUCCCAACGAUGACCAAGACAUGUCCGGUCUCACCGUCAACUCGAUCCCUGCUUCGAAGAGGGUCGAGUACAUGCGAAAAGCGAACGAGGCCCUAUUCAGACAAAGCGGGCCCUGCCCCUUUGCCGCGUUUGGCACCAUCAUUGUUAACCAUACGAGCGACGAAGUCGUCUGCGAAGGCGCAAACUUCAGAACCGGGGAUCCGACCAUUCACGGAGAGAUAUCAGCCAUCAACGCAUGCACGGCCAGGUUUGCUGAACAGGGCAUGACUCCUUCCGAGAUCUACGCAGCAUGGGGAGACCUCUCCAUCUACACGAACGCGGAAUCGUGCCCAAUGCAUAAUUACAACGUCGGUUGGGGCGUAAUGACUCUUAGUAGUUAUGACGUCUUUCAGCAGUCUCGUCAGUUGCCAGGAUACCAGACCGUCAUGAUCGGACAGAUCCUGACAAACGAGACGGAUCCCUUGUUCUCGUGGCAGUAUAACGCAAGUGCCCCGUGUCCUAACGAGUGCUUCCGGGUUCCCAGCGCGACCAGGGGCGGGACCACAUGCUCCAACAUCACUGUCUCCAGGAGGGACUACGAGGCCCUGUGA